Lytechinus pictus (painted urchin) is the source of this 6138-nucleotide messenger RNA. Its product is annotated as ATPase family gene 2 protein homolog A-like. Gene Ontology annotation, molecular function: ATP binding; ATP hydrolysis activity. Bases 60 to 2642 code for a protein of 860 amino acids. NCBI's taxonomy places the organism in Eukaryota, Metazoa, Echinodermata, Echinoidea, Temnopleuroida, Toxopneustidae. The record is from RefSeq and is a predicted model, not a curated record. Gene Ontology annotation, cellular component: cytoplasm. The transcript is spliced from 12 exons.
GAGUCACCAAAGUUCCACGCUCAGCCAAAUAUGACGUCAUCCAGCUACAUCCAGAUACCAUGUCACUCUGUGGCCUAUGCAUUGGUCAGCCUGCCAUCCUCACGCAACCGACCCCUGCAGCUAAUGGAGAUCAGUCCAAGUCCAUCUGCAUCGUAUGGCCUGCCACAAACUUGCCUGUAGGAUCCGUUGGUAUCCACAUGAGUCUUCAGAAGGUCCAUGGAUGGAGUGAAGGAAAUAUGGUCAAGGUGGAAGCUGUCUCUGGGAGUGUGGCAGCAGCUACUUCAGCAACAGUUCUUGUUAGAUCUUAUGAAAAUCUAUCUACAAUGCAAUCUUCAGAUUUCCAGAACUUUGCUUCCAGUUACUUGAACUGCAAGCACAUUAUGUGUGGGAGCUUAUUCAGCCUCACUUACUAUGGCAAGCCGGUUGUUCUAGAGGUAACUAAAAUCACUGCACAAACAGGUGCUGAACCGUCUCGUUUGGACCAGUCAUCUAUGACCACCCAAUCAGCUGAGAGACUGAUCAAUGAUCUUGAGAGAACUCGAGCAUCAGUGUCAAGUGAUGCAAGAAGUGCAACAUCACACCUGAAGAGGACAGACAUCUCUAAUUGCUCCUUUACAAACAAUGAUGAAGGAUUAGUUGAUACAAAUACAUCAACAAGUAGUGAUGGUGGUAUAAUUACAAAUUCUAGUAAGAUUGGCGCAGCAGAUUUCAGUUGUUCCAUGGUUAUAGAUUCUGCAAGUGACUUGGAAAAGGAUUUCAGUUCUUUAAAUUUGUCAGAAUCAAGCAGUAUCAUUGCAUCUUCAACUCCAAAAAGGACGCCUGGUUUAUCUCAAAAGCCAUCACUAGAGAAAACAAGAGAUUCUUACUCAAGAAGUCAGUGUGCCACAGAGGAAUCAGGUGUGUACAGGAUCACCAAGACAACUCACAUAGAGAUUGUAACCUCUGAGCAAGAGGAGAAGAAAUGUUCAGAUCAAGAUGAACUUAUCACUAAACUAGGCGGACGUGUGACCUUUGACAUGAUUGGAGGCAUGGAGAGACAAAUGAAGAUGAUCAGAGACAUGGUGAUGAUGCCGCUCAAAAGUCCAGAAAUAUUUGCUUCUCUUGGUAUAUCUCCACCAAGAGGCAUUCUACUCUAUGGUCCAUCUGGUGUGGGUAAGACCAUGCUUGCUAGAGCAGUAGCGUUUGAAUCAGGAGUCUACACAGUUAUCAUUAAUGGACCUGAGGUACUCAGCAAGUUUUAUGGUGAGUCCGAGUCAAGACUAAGAGCCAUGUUUGAGGAAGCCACUAAUAAUGCACCUAGUCUAAUCCUGAUAGAUGAACUAGACGCCCUUUGUCCUCGUAGAGAGAGGGUGAAUAGUGAGCUAGAGAAGAGAGUUGUCUCAAUGUUAAUCACUUUGAUGGAUGGAAUAACACAGAAUUCACCAUCACAUAGUCAUGUCCUUGUUCUUGGAGCAACAAGUCGUCCUGACUCCAUUGACACCGGCCUUAGGAGACCGGGGAGGUUUGAUCGCGAGAUUGAAAUAGGUGUUCCCAAUGCAAGAGAAAGAAGACAGAUACUUGAGAAAUUGACAAGUAAUCUAUCACAUAGCUUGACAGCUGAUGACCUGACAAUGAUAUCUGAUUCAUCUCAUGGUUAUGUAGGUGCUGAUCUAACUGCAUUGUGUAAAGAAGCUGCAAUGUGUGCUUUUGAGAGACUGCAAACCUUGAACCAAGAUGUAGUAAAUGGGAAUAGCAUGUCCUCAGGUACAAUCAUCAAGGAAGAUUUUCUCCAUGCUAUGACCCAGGUCAAACCCAGCGCUUUGAGGGAAGUUGAAGUUGACAUACCAAAGGUGUAUUGGUCAGACAUUGGCGGACAGGAGAGCAUCAAGCUCAAGUUACGUCAGGCUGUGGAAUGGCCUAUUAAACACCCAGAAUCCUUUGCAAGGCUUGGUGUGUCCCCUCCUCGAGGAGUUCUACUCUAUGGUCCACCUGGUUGUUCCAAGACCUUGAUAGCUAAAGCCCUAGCCACAGAGAGUGGCCUGAACUUCAUCUCUGUAAAAGGCCCAGAGCUCUUCAGUAAGUGGGUAGGAGACUCCGAGAGAGCUAUCAGAGAGGUGUUCAGGAAGGCGCGGUCAGCAGCUCCAGCUAUUGUCUUCUUUGAUGAGAUAGACGGCAUUGCAGUGGAGAGAGGAAGCUCUUCUGGAAGCAGUUCUGUUGGUGACCGGGUUCUUGGUCAGCUGCUUACUGAACUGGAUGGGGUAGAAGGUCUGAGAGAUGUGGUGGUUGUAGCUGCUACCAACAGACCUGAUAUGAUAGAUAAGGCACUCAUGAGACCAGGUAGAUUGGAUCGUAUCCUCUACGUAUCAUUACCGGAUGAGCACACUCGGAAAGAAAUCUUUAACAUUCAAUUCAGGAAGAUGCCCAUAGAUGAAGGCUGCUUGGUUGAAAUGCUCGUCAAACAGACAGAUGGCUACUCUGGUGCAGAGGUAGUAGCGGUGUGUAGGGAAGCAGCAUUAUCAGCAAUGCAGGAGAGUUUGGACAUCCAAGCGGUCAGUCAGAGACACUUUGACCAAGCUUUGACCAAUGUGAAACCCCAGACAACCCAAGAGAGCAUUCGGUUCUAUGAGGAGUACCAGAAGAAAAGUGGCCUUCACUCUGCUUGAUGAUAUGAAAGCCAUCCAUCCAGUGGUCAUUCCACUUGAUAGUCGCCCGUCAACAACAUAAGUCACUUGAUGUGAACAUCAUCCAGCAUGGUGAGCAGUUAUGACUGACCAAUGUGAUGGCCAUACAGAGUCAGCUGUCUUCAGCCAAAAUACCAGCUCAGCUCAGGUACAAUGUAGGUUAGAUGUAUCCUGAAGUUUGGUAAGAGCCACAAGCCUCAAGAGACCUAAAAUAAUGUAUUUAUUAGCUAGAAAAUAUUUGCAAUCAAUUUCAUUUUACUGAUAAAUCACUUGUAGCUGUAGCAAAUCUGUUUUCACUUUGUAUUGCAUGGUGGAGAUCAGCAGUCUAUUGCAAAUUUCCAUUCAAUUGAAAAAAAGCCCAUUUUAUUGAUUUCAAUUUCAAUUUCAAUUCAGCAUUUAUUUCCAAAUUCAUUAAAAAGAACAAAAUGAGAACAAAAGUAUAUAUACACAAAGAAAAAAUAAAUAACAUAAAACAAAGCAAAGAUAUCAACAGAACAUAACUGAUACAGAAAAAUAUUGGUGAUGAUAAAAUUAUGGUUGGCACAUAAUUAUAAAAAUAUAGAUGAACAAAAUAAUGAAUGGAAAUUGGGCAUGCACAAAAAAGCCAGAAAAAGGCUUGUUAAAACGCACAUACCAAAGAAAUAUCAAUCGUUAAAAAUAAAAUUCAGUAUAUGGUAUGGAUACGACAAGUACCAAAGAAUAGAGAUAAGAAUAAUCAUUUAUUUAAAACAAAAAAAAACUAAAUUUGAGGAUCCUUUAUAGAUUUGCUAUUGCCCAAUAGCCUGAUAAAAGUUCCUUUACAGUUAGAAUUGUUCAGAGGUGGUAUUAACAUAUAUAUUUUUACAUGUUUGUACUGAAAUAUGUUUAAAUUGCAAGAAUGAAGAGGUGCUGUUGUGGAUGGAGGUUUUGGUCGUGAAGUUACUACCUGAGUCACCCAUUUCCGUGAUCAUUAUAUGAGAUAAGUCAAAAGAAAAGAUGCUUUGUGGGAUAGACGACUUUUAAGGCAUUGUUCUGAAUGAGCUCUAACUUACGAUAAGGUACUCUUUUUUUCAAACUGCCAAUUUCUUCCGAACACAAUUCUGCUUAUUCUAGUUCAUAUUUUAAAAGUUUGAAGGAACAAAAGUGAUAUGGAUUAAAAAAAUCAAACUGAUGAGACAGACAAGAACUUUUCUUCUCUACUCAAAACCUGUUUAUCAUUAUUGGGCCCAAGAAAUUAGAGGACCCCUUUGCUAAAGUUUAAAUAAACCAUUAAUCUGCCUCUCAUUGCAUGACACACCAAUACACCCUGUACAGUCCAGUGAACCAUGUGUAGUCUCUGGGUUAUUUAUUUCUGAACGGUGUCAAACUCCCCAUGAAAAAACUCAGUAAUCUGCCGAUUAUUCUUAAAUUGGUCGAUAGAUAUACGACUCUUGAAUUUUCCUAUUUGAGAGGAAAAAAAAUUUAACUUAUUUUUAAUACUAACGAAAUUAUAGGAAUCGACAUACUCCAAGCAACCACCCAAAACCAUCUGCUCUUGCCUCUAGCUGCAAUUUCAGAGCACUCUCAGAGAAAAUCCGUGAAUCAUGAGUGCUGCCAGGCCACCAUUGCCAAGAUACUUAUCUUUCCAGCAUUAUCACACGCAACCUAAUCACAGUAUACAGAGAAAUGUCAAUAUGAGAAAGAAAAAUAACACAUGGUAAAAUGAUUUUGUGAAUCAUUUUCCUUAUGCUCCUGUUUUCCUCACAAUUUCUUUAUCAUCCUUUCACAUCAACAUAUAUUUCUUCUUAACAAUGAAUAAAAUUAAUGAGACAUAUCAAAUGAAACUCAACGUCACACCAAAGGUACUUCAAGACUAAUUCUUAGUAGUUUCGUAGUAUAUUAUUACUAAAUACCGAAGGUGAGUUGACCUCCUUGAUAAAGACCUAUCAUCAAUCACAUACAUAAAAACAUUUUCCAAUCUUUGUUGAGACAGGACAUACCUCUUAUCCUGGUAUGGGAGCAUUUUGACCAACAUUCUGUAUGGUUCAUUUAUUUAUUCUUUCACAACAUUUUUCCAUAACAUAAGUUAACAACAUCAUAAUAUAUAAAAUACUUUCUUAAGUACUUCGAUUGUAGCACACACUUAAAAUCUAUAAAGAAAGAUGAGAUCAUAUUCAAAAUAUAAACAUGUAUGUCUCAAAAGAGGAGGGGGCCUUCAAGAAGCUGAGCUUGUCAAAGCAAGGUUCCCCAAAAGAGAUACAAAGCAUGAAAUUUUAACUAGUUUAAGAGAGAUUAAAGGUAAAAGUUACUCAGAAAAGAAAACAAAACUGCAUAAAGUUAUGUGAGGGGUGAGGUAAUAUUUACAAAGGAGAUUUUGAUAUCUACAAAGGGAAAAGGUAAGCAGGGGGAUGAAGGAUGGAGAGGGAGAGAAAAGUGGACACAAAACAAAGGAACAAGAAAAGUGAUAGGCUUAGAAAAGGUCCCUUGCCUAGUUCCAGUUAGGGGAUAGGAAGAUCUAUAGAAAGAAAAGGAGUGAGAUAGAGAAAGGGAAAACAAACAAAGUCACAAGAGGAAAGUGGGAAGGUUGGUUAAAAGAAUAUUGAAGGGGCAGCCUGGAAAAAGAGGGGAUAGACAACAGAGAUAAAAAAUAAUAAUAAUUAAGAAACAGGUCAUAUGACGUCAUAUUUACAUUAAAUAUUGUCAACAUAAUUACUCAGUAUAAGUAAUUUCAGUUUGCGUUUUAAAAAACAGAGACACUGACAGAACAAGUUACAUCAAUAGGAAGCGAAUUCCAAUACUUGGGACCAGUAUUAAGCGAGUGUUUUAAGAGCAAAGGCGGUUCUUAUGCGUGGCACAUGAAGUGCAGUUGCCUGCCUAGUAUUAUAACUGUCAACUUGAUUGUUCUUUCUAAACAUUUGUACUAAUGCAUUCUGGAGUGUACCACUUUCAUGAUCAUACAUGAGUAAACCUAACUGUAGAAGAUAGAUAUCUUCUACCUUUAGUAGUUUAUUACUAUAGAACAAAACAUUAGUGUGUGCACGGUAAUCUGCAUUGAAAACAAUCCUUACCACCCUUUUUUGAGUGACAAGUAUCUUUUCUAGUUGAGUUUCAAGUGACUUACUCCAUGCCAAAACUCCGUAAUGAAGAUAGGCAGAAUUAGAGUUGAAUACAAAAUAAGAAAAAUUUAUUGUGGGACAAAAUGUCUUAACUUAUAAAUUACACCAGAAUUUCUAGACAAAACUUUACAAAUAUUAUAGCAGUGAUAUUUCCAACUUAAAUUCUCAUCAAUGUGUAAACCAAGAAACUUAGUGGAAGUUACUCCGACAAUGUUUAUUGUUAUCAACAAGUAAAUGCCCUGGUAAGUAUGUUAGGGUAUUAUUAAAAGCAUAUAAUUUGUCUUUUGACGAUUCAAAGACAACUUGCAUGCAUCCACAAAAUGACAUUUUUCAACUCUUUAUUAUUUGUUUCUAGCAAAACUUCAGGAUCUUUAUGAGAAAAAAAAUACACUCGAAUCACCCGC